AAACAAGCAAGAUCUGGCUGGAGGAUGAAGAAAAAUGUUGUCGACGGCUAGAAGAAGAAGAAGACGACGACUUGGCCUGGCGGUUGAACCGAUUCGGCCGACUGAAACCGAUUCAGUGUUGAACCGGCCAGUUGGAUCCAAUUUUCAAUGUUUAUACGUUCAAACAAUAUUAUAUGUUUAUAUGUUAAUCAUCAAAUUGUAUGAAUAUUAUAUGUUCAUACCGUUGAAUCUCGAUCCAGACGAUGAUGUUAUACCCAAAACAUGGGACCUGCUUUCAUGGCCGAGAAUUCGCAUUAUAUUUUUGUCGAAUUCUUCUCCAAAAACUCUCUCUCUCUGAAAACAUGGCUUCCACCACCAAAGACGUAGCUUCAGAGCUCGAAACAGUGCUCAGAGUUUACAGAGAUGGCACCGUCGAGAGACUUCUUGGUUCGCCCUUCGUCCCACCAUCGCCCCAAGACCCUACCACCGGCGUCUCUUCCAAAGACAUCGCCAUCUCCCCGAAAGUCUCCGCUCGCCUCUAUCUGCCACCCCUCACCGCGGCCGCCACCCUCCGGAAGCUCCCCAUCUUAGUCUACUUCCACGGCGGCGGCUUCUGCAUCGAGUCUCCUUUCUCCGCUCUCUGCCACCGCUACAUCACCAACGUCGUCUCUCGCUCCAACGCCCUCGCCGUCUCCGUCGAUUACCGCCUCGCGCCAGAGCACCCUCUCCCCGCAGCUUACGACGAUUCCUGGGCCGCUCUCCAAUGGGUUGCAGCCCAUUCCGGCGAAGGCUUCCAAGGCCAGGACCCAUGGCUGAUCAGUCACGGAGACUUCGAAAGAGUCUAUAUAGGCGGUGACAGCGCCGGAGCCAAUAUUGCACACAACAUGGCCAUGAGAGCCGCCACCGAGAAUUUGAAGAUGAGAAUCUACGGAGCUUUUCUCUGCCACCCAUACUUCUGGGGCUCAAAGCCCUUGGGUUCCGAAUCGGUUCCACUUCACGAGAAAACCUUGUCCUACAAGACAUGGACAUUCGUGUAUCCAAAUUCUCCGGGCGGGAUAGACAAUCCGAUGGUGAAUCCGCUCGCCGGAGAUGCUCCGAACUUGUCGCGGCUCAAGUGUUGCCGGCUGCUCGUCUGCGUGGCCGCCAUGGACGAGCUAAGGGAGAGAGGCGUCGGGUAUCACGCGGCAGUGAAGGGAAGCGGGUGGGUUGGGGAAUUGGAGCUCUGCGAGGUUAAAGGAGAGGGCCAUGGCUUCCAUAUCCUGUCUCCUGAAUCUGAUAACGCUGAGAAGAUGAUCAAACGAUUGGCUGCUUUUCUUCUUUGAUGAUCAAACGGUUGUAAUUAAAAACGAAAGAUACCUGUCAUGGACAUGCAUAUAUACAAACUACAUGUACGCACGUACGUAUGAAAGAUGUUUGUAUUAUUAAUUCGCUUUUUAGAAAAGAUAAAAAUAAAAUAAAAUAAAUCUUACCCAGUUUAGUUAGUUCUUUGUAUUUUAUUUUUGUAAAUAUAAUCUAUGUUUGGUGGUGGUUUGUCCUUGGCUUCUAAAUUAAACAAAAUAUUAUGUAGUAGUUCA
Diospyros lotus (date-plum) is the source of this 1553-nucleotide messenger RNA. Its product is annotated as 2-hydroxyisoflavanone dehydratase-like. Lineage: Eukaryota; Viridiplantae; Streptophyta; Magnoliopsida; Ericales; Ebenaceae. The transcript has a single exon. Gene Ontology annotation, molecular function: hydrolase activity. The record is from RefSeq and is a predicted model, not a curated record. Bases 243 to 1301 code for a protein of 352 amino acids.